Molecule: messenger RNA, 579 nt
Organism: Cooperia oncophora
Lineage: Eukaryota; Metazoa; Nematoda; Chromadorea; Rhabditida; Trichostrongylidae
Source: the annotation of a GenBank genome assembly
AUGGUAAUUGGUCGCCGAUCGAUACACAACACUGCGGCUAACCUUUUGAUAACGAUCAGUGAUGGCAUUAAAUUGGCCAAUUUCGGGUUGGUAAGAGAUCUUGCCGUAGAUGGGUUUGGUAUAGCAGUUGCGUCAGACAUCACGUUGGAUUUCCGAGGCACACUCCUCUACGUUGCUCCAGAGGUUUUGACUAGCGAACUUGGACCCGGAAAUCGAAAGGCGUACGGGAAACCGGCUGAUGUGUGGGCCCUAGGAUGUACGCUUAUCGAAAUGCUAACCAAAUAUCCGCCUCACUUUGAAUAUUUUGGACAUGUUGAGGCUAUUCAAAAGGAGAUACUUGAUAGAGCGUCCGGUGACAGGGGCAAUUGGCUGCCAUAUGAUGCGGAUGUUCUUGUGCCUACCUGUUCGUCUUCUGUGCAUCAAAUAGUUGAUGUGGUUUUCGAACGAGAUCCUGAUGUACGGCCUACUACCAGUGAACUGUGCAACAUUGUGAAAAGUCUUGUGCAAUCCGAAAAUCGUGCAUCUACCACCAAUCAUGGACCAAGUAUGAGCGUAAGGUUAUACUUCUUCACUUUCUAG